Seminavis robusta is the source of this 588-nucleotide messenger RNA. Lineage: Eukaryota; Bacillariophyta; Bacillariophyceae; Naviculales; Naviculaceae. The record is from the annotation of a GenBank genome assembly.
AUGGCCUCCCCUCUGUCAAGUCCUGAUCUCAUCAGUGACGAUGCAACUGUGACGACGGCAGCCAGCAGUGCUACCGGUUGUAGUAGUGACGGCAACAAUUAUCAGAAGAGGCGGGCAGCCAGUGUCCAUCAUAUUGCCACCGAGUUUCUGGAUCAGGUUAUCUCGACGCCUGGGCUGAGCCAUACAUCUACCAUCUACGAGAUUGAGAAUCUGCAGGGUCCUCCUGGUUUGAUACGACAACGAGGACUGGAUGUGGUUUGCCCCGUCGAUGGACAAAAAGGAGCUGCCUAUGUGGAUUGUCUAGAGGGAGAGGAUCAUGUAGGGGAGGCUACACAUAUGCUGAGUUAUGCCUGGUCUUACAGCAUUGGCGACAUUGUGGAUACGCUAGUACACUACUGUACUUCCACCGGGAAAGACCCAAGGAGAGCAUAUGUCUGGAUGUGCUGUCUUUGUGUGAAUCAACAUCGCGUAGUUCUGCAGAAAAAGGAAGAUCGGUCUGGAGCCAGAGUGUUGGGGGGAUCAGGCAGAAUUGAUUUCUUUGCAGAAUUUGGAUUCAGGUGGAAUCCAUUGGACAUUUGCUUGCCAUGA